Molecule: messenger RNA, 357 nt
Organism: Entamoeba invadens IP1
Lineage: Eukaryota; Evosea; Mastigamoebida; Endamoebidae
Exons: 1
Coding region: 1-357 (118 amino acids)
Source: RefSeq, a predicted model, not a curated record
AUGGGCGUAAUUGUAUUUGUGGCUUUAUUAACAAUUUCGUGGGCCGAGACAUACAAAAUCACGUUGGAAAACAACGGACAACUGUUCAACUUCAAAAAUGGCGAGGAGUUCGAUGUUGUGCUUGUCACAAAUCCGUCAACGGGACAUAACUGGGAACUUGAGACAAACAAUAGACACCUCCAGCUCUUGGACCACAAAAUCACAGAAAACAAAGAAAAUAUUCCAGGCAGCAACUUUGACGAGGUAUGGUCAUUCAGGGCAAUCAAGAAGGGGUUUGUGUGGGUUAAUGCAACUUACAAUAUACCAACCACAAAAGACAUUGAUUACUACUUCACAGUUGUGAUUCGAGUUAUGUAA